Sporothrix schenckii 1099-18 is the source of this 378-nucleotide messenger RNA. RefSeq lists its product as uncharacterized. The coding region runs from base 1 to 378 and encodes 125 amino acids. The transcript has a single exon. The record is from RefSeq and is a predicted model, not a curated record. Lineage: Eukaryota; Fungi; Ascomycota; Sordariomycetes; Ophiostomatales; Ophiostomataceae.
AUGUCUGCUAAGGCAUACUCCGCACGGCAGCGCAAAAACCAGCUCCUGCCCGCUGUCGCUGGUCACCCGCAGCAGAGCCGCAACGCACAAGCCAAACUUGGAAAUUGCGAUGAAAGGUCUUUCUUUCCCUCUCGCCCAACUGUCCACCAACCACCACGUGGCACAGCCUGGCCGGUGUCUGCCUGGCUUUUCAGCGACUCCGUUGUUCCUCCGCUUUGCCAUAAACUAGGCCAAGCGUCUCCUCGUGUCAACUUUGCUCGCACCACCUCUUCCCCGACCGCCAUUGUCCGCGGAAGGAAUUCUGGAUUUCCAUAUCGGACAGCAGUGAACCGGGGCGACAAUAAGGACAACGCUGCCCGCGUCCUGUGUCUCGUCUGA